Portunus trituberculatus (swimming crab) is the source of this 6714-nucleotide messenger RNA. RefSeq lists its product as uncharacterized. NCBI's taxonomy places the organism in Eukaryota, Metazoa, Arthropoda, Malacostraca, Decapoda, Portunidae. The transcript has 3 exons. The coding region runs from base 774 to 4043 and encodes 1089 amino acids. The record is from RefSeq and is a predicted model, not a curated record.
GUGGUGCUCCCACAGCUGCCUUCCAGUCGACACCCGUCACUGGUGGUGUCUACGCGCCUGCUAACGCCAGUCCUCCAACCACCGGUCUUGUUGACUGAGUGAAGGAUUUCAUCAAACGCUUGUGGUUAUUUUCCUCUCAUCUUAUUUGGAAUCAUCACAGUUAAUGUGGAAGAAAGAAAGAGUUUAGAUGAUAAAAAGGGGAAUUAGUAGGAACUGAAUGAAUUCUCAAGCACAUAAAUCCGUGGUGGAGAGAGAGAUCUACAGCAGCGGCUGGCUUUGUGCCUCGACACAUCUUGCUCAUUAUCAGGUGUGAGGGAUGAGACGACCCUUGCCUGAGGUGGUGACGGACAGGAGGGAGAGCGAGCGGGCAGCAGCAGCCACCACCACUAGCAGCAUGUGAGGGUUGGCGCGUCCCUUCCGGUCUCUCGCCACCAGAAUGCUGCUGCCAUCCCUUUGAAGCUGCCGCCCCUCUCCUCUCACCGCCCAUGACAACACGCAGAUGGUGAAGAAAAACGAAAUUUAAAUGUGUCGAAAGGAAACCCCAGAGACCAGCAACACUCGCAGACCCAUGAGUGCUUAAAAAGAUUUAUGAAAACUUUUACAAUUACAAACCGAAAACUCGGCAUUCACUUACAAGUUUGAAGACGAAAAGUAAUAAAAAACACAAAACAAAAAACGAGAUCAAUUUCAGUGUUUUAACAGCGAAAGAAAAUGUGAACUCUGAUGCUCGAGGGUGACAAUACCUAGAGACGAAGAAAACGUGAUGCCAGUUGAUGUGCAAGAUAGAGGGACGGAGAGGGUGGUGUGAGGCGCGGGGGGAAGGUGACGAGGGCCCGGGUGGAGGACGAUGCGCGCCGUGGAGCCUGGCACACCACACCCCGCCCGCACCCUCACCCCGCAGCGCUCAGAACCGACGCCAGAGUUGCUGCACCACCAAAAUCCCUUCCUCUCUUCCCUUCCCUUUUUCAUCUGCCCGCCUCCGCACCCCUCCAGCCUACUGCCAACCUAGCACCGUUCCGCAUCUCGCUCCAAGCAGCUCCCCUAACCUCGGUGUUUGUGACGCGGAGGAGCGACUCCUGUCCAUUAACCCCGAGGGAGAGUGCUGGAGUGAGGGCAUGAUAGCUGGCAAGAAAACAGAAGGGUCUGUGGAGACUUGUCAGCGAAAAGAAGAGAGAAAGGCUGAGAGAAAAGCGAGAAAAGUCGAUCACGGAGGGAAACAAAACAGUUGGGUACAACGUACUCUGAGUGAGGCACGAGCGAUUGAAGCGAGAGUGAGAGGACUGAUUCUCCAAUCUAUUUGUCGACGAUUAGUUGCAAGUAAUCACCGUCACCUUACCAGUCCCCCGAGGAACGACCCACGAGAACUACCAGCAAGGAGUGGUACCUCCAUCCCCCACCUGCGGCUCCUCGUAUGUUGGAUGUUGCCCACUCGGUUCAGAGGUAAAGCUUCAUCUCCUACUUCAAAUAAAAGGGGGAUGUGUUGUUGUUCCUUAAAGGCUUACGGUGUCGAGGAGAGUAAGCAUCGCUGCCCUCUCGUCCACACUACGCACCAGUACCACGAUCCCAACAAUAACUGCCAAAACUACAAGCUAGUAGUAAAGGCCAAACAACUAGACAAAGAUCAAAUUAAGGUUAUAACCUGGGAAAGUACUGUCAUUCGUCGGCUAAGAGGCAGAGUGACCUACUGGGGUCAAAGACAACGGAAACGCUGUAAACUAAAUAGUUUCUCGCUGUUUAGGCGACGUCACCAUCUUACUACAACCAGUUCAAAGACGAGUGCAAAUAUAAAGUUCUCUUACAAGAAACUAUAUUAUUUAGAAACUUGCAAUAAAGAAGAUUGGAGACACGUCCACACCGCAGAUCCAGGCACAGUGGAAGGCAUCGGUAAGCCAGUGUUGUGGGCGAGUGGAGCGGAGGGCGGCCAGCAGAAAGGAGAUAAGGCUCCUGAUUCUCAUGGCCGACCGUGGUGGGCUGUCAACGGAAGUAAUAGCGAAAGUGGUGACGAUCCUGGCCAUUGCACAAGAAAGUAUGCCAAUGACUCUAGGGCAAUACAUGACGCCGCCACCAAAAAGUCGCCACACAACAGGAGUUUCGACGUCUACAUCUCUAGACGGAAAGAGUUGUACAAAAGUAACGAAGGUUUGCAGCGCAGUGCGAGUAUUGAUCAAAGUAGAAGCGACGACGACAAUUUCUUCAGUUUCAUCAAGUACAGAGACAAAUCACCGAAUAGAGGAGCCAAAACCGAAACCAUUUCCAGUAGUAGCGAAGACCCAGCGGCUGACCUUAAGACAGUGCUUAGAUCAAGGUCAAAUAAAUUUUCCGAUAGGAAAAGGUCCAGCACUGGCAGGCGCACUGAAGCUGGUCACAAGCGAUCUGGAGGCGAGUCUAAUCGGUCGAGACGUAGACAAGCUAAGAAGGUUGAACGGUCGCCCAGCAGUCGCUCCUCCAGCUCGUCAAGAUCUGGAUCAGCUUCACGCGCCAGGGCGUCAGGAGGACUUACUCUUUCAUCUACCUCUCGUAUAAAGAAAAAUAGAACCCCCAAAGAGACUAACGAAACUUUUCUUCCUUUUGAAGGUAAUUGCAAAGAUGAUACUAAGGAAUUUCUUAGAAAACUAGAUAGUAUCCUCACUGACUUGGUGGAAAACGAGAAGAGAAAAAUCAGCAGUUACGGCUUGCCGAGUGUACAAAACUCCACGGAGGGAGAUGUUCCAUUGAACAGGACGUCCAAGAAAAAAAGUCACAAACAUAAACAUAGAAAGGCGAACAAGGAGCCAGACCAAGCACAUAUAGAAAAGGAAAAGGAAGAAGCAAGUCCCAGUCUGCAGCAACUACGGGCAACUCUCAGAACAGUUCGAUUGAGGAAGAGGCCCACACAGCCCACAGCAGACGUCUUGGAUACACAUUCUCGAUGUUUUACCGAAAAGCAACCACACAAUCCACGCAUUCUCAGGUCCCAGCAAGGCUCACAGCUGCUCUCACAUCGCUGCUACCAGCCGCCCAGACGUAGGCAGCCACGCUCACACUUACAAGACAAAAGUUACCCUUCAGAUUUUUAUUCAUCUGAUGAAGACAAAACGCCACUCGAAGGAACAUGUCAGGAUAUCCCACAAAAGCAGCUUCUUGACGACACUAAUGGAGAUGACCAACAACAGCACGCAAGUAGUUCUCACAAAGAGAAUGAAGACGAUAUUUGCUAUGGCACUGACCACCACGGCUCUCAGGGCCCACCGGUCCGGCGGUCCACCACCAGCCCGUCUCAUUUAACACAACGCUUAAUGGAGGCAGCUGAUUCAGGGGACCAUAGCGUGGACAGUGCCUACACAGGAAGUCGCGGUGCCACACCCGAGAGUAUCCUGUAUCCCAGCGUGAAGCCCCGCCGCACUGGCAGCAGCCUUAACACACCAUUCACUGGAGCUCGGCCGCGCCCGUCACGCUUACCCCGUUGCUCUCCUAAAGCAGAGCGACUGCAGCAACUCAAAAGAAAUAUCUUGAACGAUAUUCGAGAGGGUGGCCUGUACAGUGAUGAAAGCAUCAAUUCUCUCCUUGAACAAUAUCGCAGACGUUAUUGCCAUUUUCCCUCUACAGAUCUUGCCUUGAUAAUGCGGAGCAUUCAAGAUGAUCUGGGGGUUAAACCUCGCCCUGCAGAGUACCUUUACCAGAUCUUGAUCGCCUCUGAGGACGAUCACUCACCCUCGUCCGCUCAUAACACCACUGCUGCCACGACCACAGACACCACAUCCCUGACGAAGGUUCCAUCUCCUGUCAAGCGUGGUACAUUUCAUGUGCAACAGAAAGGUGGAGAGCAGCAGACCUGUUCUGCCCCAGCACUCACGCCAAUCCUUAACAUUAACGAAGGCGCCUCUUUCUCUGGCCAGGAGGAAGCUGACGAGGCGUGGGCCAAGUCGGUGUUGGGGGAAGUGGCACCGGAAUUGGUCCAAGAGGCGAAAAAGGAGGCGAGACAGAGACACCAAGAUGAUGAUGGUGAUGCGGAGUGUUCCACCUACGUUGCUGAUCUGUGUCAUCAGCUUCAGUUAAACAUAUGAAUCAAAAUAAAUACAUAUUUUGAUCAAUAAACAAGAAUCAAAUACCUCGUUGUAAGUGCGCUAAGGAUUUUCUUCUUAGCUAUCCUGAACCUCGCUCAGCCCAAGGCCUGGACAGUUCCUGUGUGGUGUGCGGUUGACACAGACCGUGCAUGCUCGUGGCGAUAGUGUAAUAUUAAUUUCAGAUGGGAUAAGUUCGAUGAUCUCAGCACUUUAGAGAGUAAGAUGCGACGGAUCGAGUGGUCGCCCAAACGUAAAUCGGAAAAAAAAAUAUGAAGCAGUGGUGCAUGAAGAUGGCGGGGUGCAAGCCUCUUAUAGAGGUUUAGUUCACUCUCGCCGAGUGGUUUGAAGCUAUAUUGCGUGUUACUCUCAUUCUUAUCUUUCGCAGCCUUUGUGAGGAAAAAUAUGAUGAGUGGUACGGACAACAUCGCGCUUAGACUACACGAGUGUGGCAGCGAUGUAAACGUGAAAUGGCAAUAGUACUUAAUGACGUCAACAAUAAUAUGAAUUAUAUAUAACAUUCUUAUCUUUGUAAUUAUCCUUUUUUCAUGGUCAUUAUCAUUAUAGUUAUUAUUAAUAUCAAUAUUAUUAUCAUUAUCAUUAUUAUUAUCAUUAUUAUUAUUAUUAUCAUUAUUAUUAUUAUCAUUAUUAUUAUUAUCAUUAUUAUUAUUAUUAUUAUUAUUAUUAUUAUUUAUAUAGGUAAACCAACAAAAAUAUUCAGGUGCCUCUGACAGAUGCAGUAAUGCAAUAAAUGCGUGUUGUUCGAGUCUGAGGAAAUCAUUGUUGCAGGAAAUAAUUACCAGUGAUGGACUGUCAGCACAAAUAUGGAGCUGAGAGACGCCUACGUGACGCCUUCUUAGCUUUCCGAAGCGCCAUCUGCAGAAGGGUGAUCAUAGGGGCGCUGCGCCGCGCUGCGCUGCUCCCUGCCUCGUGUUGCCGCAAUAAACUAAGUUGUUGUUACGUGUGUUACGUCAAGGCCUGCCUUUGGGAGGUUCUGUUUGUUACAAGCAAUUGUUUGAUAUAAAUUUUAUUUUCUCAGUACCCCUACUGGUUCCCUAUGUCCGCCACACAAAUGGUCCUAAAGCCUUCCUCGGGACUGUCCUCAUACACGACAUUCUUUAUCUAUAGAUAUAAAACGCUGUUGCGUUGUAGUUACACGACGACAUUGUUAGCUUCUGAUUAAACAGUUAAAAGGCCGCACAAAAUACAUAUAAACACCUGUUCAUGAAGAAACUAAUCCACUGCCUGGUGACACACACACACACACACACACACACAACACACACACACACACACACACACACACACACACACACACACACACCUGCAUUGGUGGUAGAUAAGUGUAACAUAUUCCUACGAUUGCAUUUAGUAAAGAAUGUAAAAUUCUCUGAGUAAGAUUCAUUAAGGAAGAGAAAAUCCUUUAUGAAGCAGAAACAGUAUUUUACUCUUAAUAUUAGCACAAGGUGUCAUGGAUGCGAAACAUAUUUUCUUAUACAAUUACAAAUGAUCAAAGUGUUGAAAAGUACUGAUAAAAAAGUAGUUAUCUUAGAAUAAAGUCGCACUGACAUUAGAUAGGAUAUAGGUAUAGUACUGUACUUUCCGUAUCAGAUUUCCAGUUUCCCUAAGACCAGGGCAUAGUUAUCCCGGCGCAAGAUGCCAUUUGGGCAGGCGGGAUUACACCUCUCCGAGAGCUGUUUGGAACUAUUUGUCAGGAUUCUGGUGAACUUAGUACUCAUCAUUAUUUUAACUGUAAUGUCAACGGUAUUGGAGAAACACUCCUAUAUGCAACACGGGGCAAUUAGGUCUUGAUAAGUGUUGCUACACACACACACACACACGCACACACACACACACACACACACACACACACACACACACACACACACACACACACACAAGGAAAGCGGUUCUAUAAUCCCAUUUAGCUGUUCUGAUUAUAAAGUUAGAAUUUUCCUCGUUGUUAUAAGUAAAGGUUGUGACAAAGUAAUACCAAGUUAUAAAAUUACAAAACAUGAGAUAUCCCUUAUCUGAUCUUUAUCAACUCCAUGUUCAACUGUACAGGGAGAGUCUACAAAGUCUCUCCGAAGUGCUCUACAUACAUAUAGUACCAUCUCAACAUCCUCUCAAAGUCUCUCCUAACACUACUAAGCCGCCUCCACGCCGCGCUUCCUAUACUACUUCCCAUAGUACGAGUAUGAUCCGCGACACAGAAAACAGACACAUUUUAUAGAAUCAUCAUUAUCAUCACCAUCAUCAUCAUCAUCAUCAUCAUUAUCACCGUCAUCAUCACCAUCAUCAUCAUAGCGCGUGAUGCCUCACAACCUCACUGUUUCUUUCGAGUGGCAAAAAAAAAAAAAAAAAAAGUAUGAAAUCUUAACAUCUGAUUCUACUUGCAUAUGACAAAUGGAGAGAAAAUCACCACCUUUCGUCGAAUAUAGAUUGUGCUUGCCUCCUGCCGCGCCCAAGUAUUAAUACUUCAUGAGGCAGAAGGGACGUGAUGGGCUCUUGACGGCGAGGCGGGAGUGCAUUGAUUUAACAGACACGAACCCUUCCUCCUCCAUGGCCCUCGCUCGCGGCGCUGGUGUUGCGGUACAUACGUACUUCAUUAUAUUUUACAGUUAUGUAUUUUGAUGUUAAGUUAAAACAUGAAAUAAAGAAAAGAAAAAAAUCA